AUGGUCAAACGAAGGUUACAAAUCGCUCUCAAAGUCCCAGUCGAAGAGAUUUCUUUAACUGUUGGAGAUAUGAUCUUGAAAAAUGAAUUUAGCGCCAUUCGUAACGAUUACCCUCUUCUCCUAACAAGAAACUUAAUCCACAAAAUCUCUUCAAGUCCAUGUCUUUCUCCUUUAGGUAGAGACAUCCAACAGAGAGAUAGAUCUAGACCCAUUGAGAUCUUGGGGCAUUCUAGUAACUUCACAAAAAAUAAAGAACUCGUGAAGGAGAUUGGAAUCACGUUAAAGAAAGGAAUCGAACCGAUUCCAAUUCAUGGUGGACUUGGUGGUGCUUAG
Molecule: messenger RNA, 333 nt
Organism: Lactuca virosa
Lineage: Eukaryota; Viridiplantae; Streptophyta; Magnoliopsida; Asterales; Asteraceae
Source: the annotation of a GenBank genome assembly